AUGAAGAAGCACUCAGCCAGAGUGGCUCCUCUCAGCUCCUACAGCUCCCAGGUCCUCACCUGCUCCAUCUCCGAAGGUAAAGACUCCUGACUGGGGGUAGGGGACAGGGAAAAGGGGAUGGAGUCUCGCCCUAGGCGCCAUGUCUUGGAUAUGUUUAUUUAUUUUUUAAUUUUUUAUUUAACCUUUAUUUAACUAGGCAAGUCAGUUAAGAACAAAUUCUUAUUUACAAUGACGGCCUACAUCGGCCAAACCCGGACGACGCUGGGCCAAUUGUGCACCGCCCUAUGGUACUCCCAAUCACGGCCGGUUGUGAUACAGCCUGGAAUUGAACCAGGGGGUCUGUAGUGACGCCUCAAGCACUGAGAUGCAGUGCCUUAGACCGCUGCGCCACUCGGGAGCCCAUGUGUGUGAACAUCUGUGUGUUUGCGUAUGCAUGCGUGUCUGUGUGUCUAAGAUGGGCAACAUUGGAAACUCAUCAAACCCUUCUAUAAGAGCAGGGAUAUGCGUGGUGAUUACCAUCUUUGGGCACUAUUAAUGCCUAUAGCUAAACGACUCUGGCAGUUUAGCUGUUUUUACAUAUUAAUUUUUGUGUAAUAGGCCUUAGUGUUAAGUGGUCAUUACAUGGCUCAUUAAAAUCAACCCUAAAGGGCAGAGUAUGAGAGAGAUAGAGAAAGAAAGGGAGGAAGAAGGGAGGGAGAGUUAAGGUAACUAAAACAAAUUAGGAUGUGUCCAGUCCUAGUAUAAUUGUGUGCUCUGGGCCUUCUAUGGUUAUGUAAAGAGCACACUAUUUUCCCUCCACAGAAUAGUGCAUACUGGGCUUCUUGUUAAGUCUAUGAAAUGAAAUGUCACAAUGGCAUGAAAAUUAUAUAAACAAUAUAAAGUUAUCAAGUAGACUAUAAUGCUCUUCAUUAUCUUGUGAUUAUUCACAAUCAUACACAAUCAGAUGAAUGAUUAUUUUACCAAUCAACUGUUAGGAUUAUUUCAAUAUUUUCACUUGAAUGACAAUGUAUUACAGAACUAUGAGAAACUUCAAUGCCUUUACUCUUCCCCAUUCUUUGGGAGGGGAUACAGAACUUAUCGACAGGGAUUGCGAUAUCACAGCGUGUGUUUAGUUGUGUUCAAGUUGUAAUUUGUGCCACACCACUGAUGUUGACAUACCCAAACAGGCUGACGGCUUGGCUGUUCUCACAUCUGUUCCUUCUUGCUUACCUGUUUUGUACAUGAUUAGUUUUAGGCAAAACCCAUUUAGAGAGGGACAUGGGUACAACAUCCUUUAAAUGGUACAGGCCUCUCCACAGCCAUACACUGUCCUGUUUCUAAGGAUUUGAGUUCUAUAUCAUCCAUUGCCUUUCUGUCUAUUUUGCAGAGAUUAACAAAAGAUACACUUAAUCCUCAAUUAAUCCAUGUCUUUUCGUCUCACCUGGUAUGGAAUAAAUGCACUUCCUGACCCCUGUAUACCACUGCAGGCCGUGUAGGAACAUCAAUGUUGUUUUCAUUUCUCACCUUUGCUUAUGAGUCAACUCAAAACAUAGCUUUGGGCUUAAUACAGUAUAUAACAGGAUGCAUAGGUAGCUAGAGAAAGGCCUACUAAACAGCAUUGCUUAGAGAUAUUCCUGUCCUUUGCAAGACCUCAGCCAUAUGAUGCAGUCAAGUGUCCAGACUACAGCUUGUGAGAUACUGUAGGUUUCCUUUUUAGUUUUUGAUAAGUUAUUUUUCACUGUGCCAUACCAUAUUGUAUGUUACAGAAGCUCAAAUGUAGCCAAUACUUCAGCAUUAAUGAGGUGGAAUGUGGAAUUAUAGUUUUGUUUUAAUAUCCGCAUCCUGGCAAUGGAUAAAAAUGUGGUGCUUGUGCCUGGGGAAACAGGAUGCUAGCAAGCCUACAAUGUGUCACUCUCUGCACCCAGCACCCACUACAGUACUGUACAGUGAAUUAUGUCCUCUCAGUAUGGGCAAGGUCUUUGAAUGGUCAAUGAACCGCAGAGAGAGGAGGACAAAGAAAUGUAGCUCAGCAUACAACAUCUACAUCCAGACUCGCUCAUAAAAAUUAUGUUACAAGUCUUACAUUUCCUGGAUGUAUUGGUGGGGACAUUUUCAUCCAAUAUAAAACUCUGCAAUAUUAAACUCUGCACUGUAUGCCAAGAUCCCAAGCCAAAUUGACAGAGUUCCAAAUGCCAGUGAAAGUUAGCUACUGUAUCUUAUUGGGGGGCAGGUAGCCUAGCGGUUAGCACAUUGAGCCAGUAACCAAAAGGUUGCUAGUUUUAAUCCCCGAGCUGACUAGGUAAAAAAUCUGUCAAUCUGCCCUUGAGCAAUGCACCCGGGUUGCGGUCAAUCAUGGCUGAUCCAAUGCUGUGACCCCACUCUCAUGGGGAGUGGGAUAUGCAAAAAACACAUUUCCAUUUCACCAUUCACGUGUUAAGGUUACACACUUGUACAUGUGUGAAACAGGACAAAUAUAAGCACCCCCUAUUUAACCUGUUGAAUUGCCACAGUAACCAUGGAGCAAAGUGGGACAGAGAUACAGUUUCCAUAUCAAAAUGAUCCUUUGAAGAAAGAAGUCAAACAACACUGACUGGAACUGAUUCUAAUGCAUUGUCUGUCUUCAUAAUCAGCAUUGUCCAGCAUUGUCUGUUAGUCCAGCAUUGUCUUUUUGUGUCGCUGGAAGGGCACUCUUUGGAGAGAUGCAAUGCUCAACUAAUAUUAUAAAGGAACUGUAGGUGUAUGUUUGCUGUUGAAUGGUGUUACUGUUUGGUUUUGUCAUCAUUGAAGUUUCUGUCCACACUUAAGCUUUUGUAGGAAUGGGUACUGACUAGCAGCAUUAUUGUAACUUAGGGUCAGACAGCAUAAAGUGUCUUGGGUUUCAAGGACAUUUUCAUUCUGGAUGUGCUGCCGACGUCUUUCUUCUACUUCUAAGGCUUUAAAGUCUAACAGAACCCAGCACACACACUUUUAAGCAUCUAUGACAUGUUAAGCCAGCAAUUAAUGUUACCCUUGUUAUCUUUAAAUAAAAACCGAUUUGAAAGAGUUUCAUCUCAUGCAUAUUCCAUUCCAUUACACUCUGCUUUCUGUUUUAGAGAACCUAAGGGGAAGAGUCAAGGUAUUUUUUAUUUUAUUUAUUUAUUUAUUUCACAUUUAUUUACCCAGGUAAGCCAGUUGAGAACAAGUUCUCAUUUACAACUGCGACCUGGCCAAGAUAAAGCAAAGCAGUGCGGUAAAAACAACAACAACACAGAGUUACAUAUGGAAUAAACAAAACGUACAGUCAAUAACACAAUAGAAAAUAUAUAUACAGUGUGUGCAAAUGUAGUAAGUUAUGGAGGUAAGGCAAUAAAUAGGCCAUAGUGCAAUAUAAUUACAAUUAUAAUUUAGUAUUAACACUGGAGUGAUAGAUGUGGAGAAGAUGAUGUGCAAAAAGUGAUACUGGGGUGCAAAUGAGCAAAAUAAAUAACAAUGUAAAUAACAAUAUGGGGAUGAGGUAGUUGGGUGGGCUAAUUACAGAUGGGCUGUAUACAGGUGCAGUGAUCGGUAAGCUGCUCUGACAACUGAUGCUUAAAGAUAGUGAGGGAGAUAAGUGUGUCCAGCUUCAGAGAUUUUUGCAGUUCGUUCCAGUCAUUUGCAGCAGAGAACUGGAAGGAAUGGCGACCAAAGGAGGUGUUGGCUUUGGGGAUGACCAGUGAGAUAUACCUGCUGGAACGCAUACUACGCGUGGGUGUUGCUAUGGUGACCAAUGAGCUAAGAUAAGGCGGGGAUUUGCCUAGAAGUGAUUUAUAGAUGACCUGGAGCCAGUGGGUUUGGCGAUGAAUAUGUAGUGAGGGCCAGCCAACGAGCGCGUACAGGUCACAAUGGUAGGUAGUAUAUGGGGCUUUGGUGACAAAACGGAUGGCACUGUGAUAGACUACAUCCAAUUUGCUGAGUUGAGUGUUGGAAGCUAUUUUGUAAAUGACAUUGCCGAAGUCAAGGAUCGGUAGGAUAGUCAGUUUUACGAGGGCAUGUUUAGCAGUAUGAGUGAAGGAGGCUUUGUUGCGAAAUAGGAAGCCGAUUCUAGAUUUAACUUUGGAUUGGAGAUGCUUAAUGUGAGUCUGGAAGGAGAGUUUAUGGUCUAACCAGACACAUAGGUAUUUGUAGUUGUCCACAUAUUCUAAGUCAGACCCGCCGAGAGUAGUGAUUCUAGUCGGGCAGGCGGGUGUAAGCAGUGUUCGAUUGAAGAGCAUGCAUUUAGUUUUACUAGCGUUUAAGAGCAGUUGGAGGCUACGGAAGGAGUGUUGUAUGGCAUUGAAGCUUGUUUGGAGGUUUGUUAACACAGUGUCCAAUGAAGGGCCAGAUGUAUACAAAAUGGUGUCGUCUGCGUAGAGGUGGAUCUGAGAGUCACCAGCAGCAAGAGCGACAUCAUUGAUAUACACAGAGAAUAGAGUCGGCCCGAGAAUUGAACCCUGUGGCACCCCCAUAGAGACUGCCAGAGGUCCAGACAACAGGCCCUCCGAUUUGACACAUUGAACUCUAAGGUAUGAAUCAUAGUGGCACACUUUUAUAGUCUUGAGUGGAUUUUUUGGGUAACGGAAGACUGCUCUGAACCAAUAGUUUGUUUUCUCUCUGGGAGCAGAGGUUGGAUACCUAAUAAUGCACAUUAGGGUUUUUAUUGGAUAACUUAAAGGCACUGAUUGUACUCAUAUUGUUUUGAGCACUGCUAAUGGCCCUCCUCAAAGCUCCAAGUAGAGGCUGCUGCUUCCUGCUGUACUGUAAUGUAAUGUCUAUAGCCAUGGUGGAAAUGGCUGGGCUGGACCCAUAGUUCUGAACCAGCAGGCUGAGUGCGCAGCAAACACCCAGCACAUGCCAUAUUUUAUUCCUGCCCUGGUGUAAGUUGAUCACGCUGUGGAGGCCUAUAUAACGGAUCCUGGAUCUCUCCGGAAACAGCCGCACAUCAUCUCAGUGAUACACACCCCAUUCACACCCACAAUCCAUUAAGGCAAUGCACCAACCAAUAUUAUUCUGCUUUGACUGCAAAAUGACUGCUGCAAGGAAUAACAUUCAAUAUAAGUCCUUACAUUUCUGUUCUCGAUUCCUGGUUCUCUGUAGUAGUGGGUUUGAUGUGUGUGUUCACAGUUAGCUUUACGGUUCUCCUUGCUCCCAGUCUCCCUGCGCACACUGCACCAGUCCAAAAACCACCCAGUCUGCACUGAAGCCACUGAAUACAGAAAUGCACACUCAGAGCUUUGCUAAUCUAUUCUCUUUACAGUCGCAAGCAAAAACAAAAAGGCAGGUCUGUUAAACUUUUAAUAAUGUUUUCUUGUGGUUGUAAAGAUGUCAGCAGUCUACCGUAGUGGCCCCUGCUAUGUCCACUAGGGAAAGUCCUAGUGGAACAUCUUGCUCAGUGCUCUAAAAGGUAUUUUUGAAGAGUCUUAUUCUACAAUAGCCAGACCUCUAAACUAUCAAUCCUGUAGUUUCUUUAGAGAGCGAUAGAAAGCAUGAUAAGAAACAGGCUGCCACAAUUGACAAGGUUGUCAUGUCUUUCUAGAGACGGAUGACACGUGAUUGGGCUGACACAUUCAUAAUGUGGAUCGUUUUUGGGAGUCAGGUUUCUGUGCAUGUCUGAAUACAUGUCUAUGUUAGGACCAAAUCCCCUGUGUUGUAUAAUGACUCUAUGGUGCUAUUUCUGACAUGGGCAACCAGCAACCAGCAUGCCAAGACAACACAUUUUGAUCAAAGCUUUGCCUUAGUGCCUUUAUAGCAGGUAAUUCAAACUGGAGGACUGACUGCUCAUGAAGGACGAAUGAUCAAUACUUGCUUACAUACCUCAGUGAGGCAGCCAGGAUAACGUCAUAGAAUGGAACUUGGAACGCAUUGGCCUUUAUGGAACAAUCCACUCUAAAUGUCUUUGUGAAAGCUGUUCCACAUCAGCUUUAUUGUCAAGUGCUAAGUGUUUUAUUGUGAAAAUGGAACAUUCAAAUUGAUCUGUUGCUAUCAACCACACACUGUAAAAACAAAUACUGAAAACACAUGCUUAUGGCUCUUUGUCCAGAGUGUCGCUGUUCAUUGUGCUGAAUGGGGUGCCACUGUCUAUGGUGCUGAAUGGGGUGCCACUGUCUAUGGUGCUGAAUGGGGUGCCACUGUCUAUGGUGCUGAAUGGGGUGCCACUGUCUAUGGUGCUGAAUGGGGUGCCACUGUCUAUGGUGCUGAAUGGGGUACCACUGUCUAUGGUGCUGAAUGGGGUGCCACUGUCUAUGGUGCUGAAUGGGGUGCCACUGUCUAUGGUGCUGAAUGGGGUGCCACUGUCUAUGGUGCUGAAUGGGGUACCACUGUCUAUGGUGCUGAAGCUUAUGACACUGUCCAUGGUGCUGAAGCGUCUGCUAUUCAGCCACACCUACACCAAUGCCUCUUGUGAUGCCACAAGCCUAUAGUACAUAUCCCUCCAUACUUUAACUAUGGAUGUGUUUACCCCCACAGGAGAGGAGGGUUUUGAUUCUCAUGCGGACACACCAGGCAGUGAGGCCAGUGAAGAAGGGACAUCAUACCAGACGUGUGCUAACGCAGUGCUGAAGGUGCUGGGGGGCCUCCUAUUGGUCCUAUGUGUCUCCUUCUCUUGGGUGGGAACCACUCAGCUGGUCCAGCUCACCUUCAAGUCCUUCUCCUGCCCCUUCUUUGUCUCCUGGUUCAGCACCAACUGGAACAUCCUCCUCUUCCCUCUGUACUACGGAGGCCAUGUGGUCACCACCCGGGACAAGCAGACGCCUAUACAGAGAUUCAGGUGAUUUAUCAUGACAGUGGGGAAGAGCUUAUACAAGGUUGCACAGGCUAGGUAGCUCAUUGAGAAACCAUAGACUCCAUAGACUAUAAUUCCAGGGUAUUGAAUCAGUUGUGACACCCAGAAGUGUUUAUGGGAGCUGCAGUAGUUAUCAGAUUUGUAAAAUGCUGUUUGUUCAGUAUUCAGUGGGUUUGAUCUCCUCUAGUGCUGUUUGACGUUGUUUAUAUUACACACCCCUCCUCUAAUUACCAUUGGCACUCAGGCGUGUGAAUGGGGAUAUUGACCGCAACCAUGAGAAAUGGCCAGUGUAAUAAUGGUGGUGUCUGCUCAUUUCAAUGAAGCAUUGCCUCUCAGCCGGAAGAACGGUUUUGACUUCCAUCCAAAAUUGUGUAAUUCCCACUCUCACAUUUCCUCAUGUGUAUAGGACUAAUCCCUUUGAUAAGUGCUCUUACCAACAACUUUGAGAAGUAAAUAACUGCCCCCUUUUCUCUAUCCCGUAUUUCCUCUCUUUAAUUCCAUUCGUCAGAGAGUGCAGCAGGCUUUUCGGGGAGGAUGGGAUGACCCUCAAGCUGUUCCUGAAGAGGACAGCUCCCUUCUCCAUCCUGUGGACCCUGACUAACUACCUGUACCUGCUGGCCCUGAGGAAGCUGACCGCCACUGACGUCUCAGCCCUCUACUGCUGCCACAAGGCCUUCGUCUUCCUACUGUCCUGGAUCGUCCUGAAGGACCGCUUCAUGGGUGUACGGGUCAGUACUCUAUCACUACUAUUACUUCAUUGGGCUUGGUCACACAGCUAUCCAAUGAAUCAUACAAGGGUGUGGAAGUAGGUACAAGUAUUAAGGUUGAUUGGUUUACCUCCCUCAUCCCUACCUGCAGAUUGUGGCAGCCAUAAUGGCCAUCACAGGCAUCGUCAUGAUGGCUUACGCAGAUGGUUUCCAUGGGGACUCCAUCAUAGGCGUGGCCUUGGCUGUGGGCUCCGCGUCCACAUCGGCUCUCUACAAGGUUAGUUUACUAAGCAGGUGCCUGUUUAUACUGAAAUUCUUAGUAUUCUUAAUUAGUUUUACAUAGAGUUCCAUCAGUAUAACAUAUCUGGACAUUGUUUCCUCUGCUGCAGGUGCUGUUUAAGAUGUUCCUAGGCAGUGCCAACCUGGGUGAGGUGGCUCACUUUCUCUCCACCAUGGGCAUCUUCAAUCUCAUCUUCAUCUCCUUCAUCCCCCUCAUCCUCUACUUCACCAAAGUGGAGCACUGGGGCUCUCUGUCCUCGCUGCCCUGGGGAUACCUGUGUGGCCUGGCCGGGCUCUGGCUGGGUGAGUGGACACACGCACACACACUAGUUGAUCAUACUAGGAACGAUAUUUGUGUUAACGUUGUCAUUUCUCUUCCAGUGUUCAAUAUCCUGGUUAAUCUUGGUGUGGUGCUUACGUACCCCAUCCUCAUCUCUAUAGGGACACUGCUCAGUGUGCCCGGCAAUGCAGGUAUGUGUUUGUGUGUGCAUGUGUGUACGUGCAUCUCUGAAAUAUGUGUAAAGGCCUCUUUAUUCUAAUGCAUGCAGAGGUAUUGUAUCCAAAUGUCAGCACUUGAGGCCCCCGCAACAAACAGAUUACACAGCAAGUCUGACUCUCUCACCUCGGAAACCCAAUCAUCAAUGUGCCUUCAUAGAUGCAGCAACUAUCCGUCACUAAGGGAGGAUCAGGUUGCCAAGGCGACACUAAAUGCCUGCAGACAAGUUAUUUUCCUUAACCACAGUGGACUGUAUGAAGGUCAGUGGGUUACUACAGCUUGGCGCGGUGCAGGGGUGUAGACCUAUAGAGCAGAGAGAAAAUGUAGUGGCCCACUUGUGCUGAUUGUAAACUGCAUUGUUAAGCUACAUAUAUCCCCCUGCAGUUCAGUUCAUCCCCCCACUUGUGUCCUGCUGUUUCUGUUACUUUAUGUAAUUAAUCAGAACAUCUCUCUCCGUCUUUCUCCCUCUCUCUUCUUAUACCUCAGUUCUGCUUAAUUAAUCAAAACAUCUCUCUCUCUCUCGCUCCGUACCUCCUUCCUUUCCUCCCUCCCUCCCUAGUGGUAGAUGUGUUGAAACAUGAGGUGAUCUUCAGUGUGGUGCAUUUGGCUGCCACCUGCAUCAUCUGCCUGGGCUUCCUGCUACUGCUGCUUCCUGAGGAGUGGGACUCCGUCACACUGCGCUUCCUCGCCACAUUUGCAGACAAGAAGUCUGAGGAGCAUAGCGAGGAGCUGACCGAUUCCAGCAUCCACACGCACAGCCGCAGCCGAGCCAAUGGCGCCGUCUCAAUCCCUAUGGCAUGA
Messenger RNA from Coregonus sp. 'balchen', 9037 nucleotides. NCBI's taxonomy places the organism in Eukaryota, Metazoa, Chordata, Actinopteri, Salmoniformes, Salmonidae. The record is from the annotation of a GenBank genome assembly.